Molecule: messenger RNA, 1595 nt
Organism: Solanum stenotomum
Lineage: Eukaryota; Viridiplantae; Streptophyta; Magnoliopsida; Solanales; Solanaceae
Exons: 4
Coding region: 80-1273 (397 amino acids)
Source: RefSeq, a predicted model, not a curated record
GCUAGAUAUUCUUCAAGAGCGCAUUAUAAUCACACUUUGUCACUUAGAGAUACUAUUUCCUCCAUCAUUUUUUACAGUAAUGGUUCAUUUAUCUGUUCAUUUAGUAGAGGAAGCAAAACUCGGAGGUCCAGUGCAUUACCGAAACAUGUAUCCUGUGGAGAGGGAAUUAGGUCAUUUUAAGCCCUUUGUACGGAAUAAAUCACAAUCAGAAGGUUGUAUAGCUAAGGGUCACAUAGCUGAAGACACUCUUACCUUUUGUUCUUACUAUAUGGAGGAUAUUGAAACAAGGUUCAAUAGACCUAGGCGUGUCCGUGAUGAUCCAAACUACAUUCAGCCUUCUGGAAUGUUGACUAUCUUCCCUCAGCUAGGUAAACCUGCAUCAGCUCCAGAAAAUUACCAUUUAGCUCCUAUGCAGAAACUACAAGCUCAUCGAUAUGUGCUUUUGAAUUGUUCAAUAGUCACACCAUUUGUGGAAGAAUUUAGACAACACAUAAGGAGGAGUUCACGAGGAAGAAGACCUUCACCUACAGAGAUAGAGAGGAAAGUUAAUAAAGAAUUUGUAGAUUGGUUCCAAAAACGGAUUAUGAAUCCAGACUCAAUAGACACAAUGUCUACUGAUCUAAAGUUUUUAGCACGAGGUCCAUCUGUAAAUGCAAGAAGAUAUACUGCAUAUAAUAUCAAUGGGUCUAAAUUUCGAACUUUGGCUCGAGAAGAAGGUCUGAAAACACAGAAUAGUGGAGUUUUCUUAACCUCUAAAACAUCAUGUGUUGCAAGUAGCUCUGAUGGAAAUUUAAGGCAAGCGGAGAUACCAUAUUAUGGGAAGUUAGAAGAUAUUAUUGAGAUCAAUUAUAAUGGACGAUUCAAGGUUGUUCUUUUCAAAUGUAAAUGGGCUGAUACUACUCGAGAUAGAGGGUAUCAAAAGGAUCGUUGGAAUUUUAAUUGUGUUAAUUUUGAUAAACUGAUUCACACGGGUGAACGUGAAGAACAUGAGCCUUACAUCGAAGCAUCUCAAGCACAACUGGUGUUCUAUGUGGAUGAUAUUGUCAAUAAAGGUUGGAGUGUUGCUGUGCAUCUAAAGCCAAGAGAUAUGUACGAUAUGGGAGAAGUAAUAGAAGAAGAAGUAUAUGAGAAUGAACCAUACCAAGAGCAAGAACUUGAACAGUUUUAUGCUGAUGGUGAUGACUAUGUACAACUAGCUACAGAUCAUAUAAUUGAUGAUAUAGUAGAUCCAAAUGUUGCUACUGACCUAGCAACAAAUGCAAUGUCUGAAUGAGUUUUAUGAUUACCAUUAAUACUACCAGUUCUUUUUGAAGUAUGUUUGGUGCUUAUGUGUGAUUUUCUUUAAUCUGAUUUGGAAUGAAUUUUGUCAUCAUUUAUCAUUCAAUGAGGCUUUGAUUAGACUAAUUCAAUCGAAGUUGAAAUUAUCUUUGUUUUUUUCUACGGAGAUUUUAGUUAAUUCAUUUUUUGAUUUGACUUUUCUAUGUUGAUAUGUUUUCUGUCAUUGGAUGGAUAUGCUUGCUUAACUAGAAAAAGGUUGAACUUUGAUUGGAUAAAGACUUCCUCAUAGAGAUUUAACUUUGAAUUUCUUAGGACUU